Messenger RNA from Capronia coronata CBS 617.96, 741 nucleotides. RefSeq lists its product as uncharacterized. The coding region runs from base 1 to 741 and encodes 246 amino acids. The record is from RefSeq and is a predicted model, not a curated record. The transcript has 2 exons. NCBI's taxonomy places the organism in Eukaryota, Fungi, Ascomycota, Eurotiomycetes, Chaetothyriales, Herpotrichiellaceae.
AUGGCAGCAUGGCCGCAUAGCCAAGCGAGCACCAGCAUCGCUUGGCCGGAUCACCACCUACAAUACGCUCAGCAACCCAUGAUGCAGGCGUACAUGCAGGGAGGGCCUGUGCGACCCCAUGCUCCUUCCAUGUCGAUGCACCAGCCACUCCAGCCUGAGCCGCUGCCCCGGCCGGGACAGAGUCUUCCUUGGACACCGGAGGAGGACAACGCGCUGCUGGAGGCCAAGAGUCAGGACAUGUCAUGGGACGAGAUCCACACCCAAUUCUUCCCCAACAAGACGGGCAAUGCGUGCCGCAAACGACACGAAAGGCUGCAACAGAAGGCUCGGGGACAUUGGGAUGAAGCAAGGAUCCAGCGGGUGGUGGCAUGCUACAACCGCCACCGCGAACAGUUCUGGCGCGAUCUUAGUGAGCAGGUUGGGGAGAGGUGGGAUGAAGUGGAAAAGAUGAUACUCCAACAAGGCUUUCGACGUCUGGGGAUCACCCGUCCUCGUCAUAUCCGACGUAAGUCGGGUGCCAGUUCCAGCCAGACGGGAUUGUUGGAAUCCGAACAUGUUUCUUCCACCGAUGAGUACGACAAUGCAGACGACAGUGGGAUUGGUAUGGGACUGGUUGGUCACAGUCGCCGCGCCAGCGAGAUUGGGAAUAUCCAGCAACAGUGUCUUCCUGGCGUCGGUCAUAUUCUCUCGGAUGCUGAAGGGGCUUAUAAGGUUGAUGGGGGUUAUCAGUACACCGCAUAA